Molecule: messenger RNA, 1659 nt
Organism: Trichoderma breve
Lineage: Eukaryota; Fungi; Ascomycota; Sordariomycetes; Hypocreales; Hypocreaceae
Exons: 4
Coding region: 1-1659 (552 amino acids)
Source: RefSeq, a predicted model, not a curated record
AUGAUGAUAGAACAAAAGCAAACUCUGUCGCAAAAGAGUCGCACAGUGCAGAUAUGUUUCGUGGACCUCAUCAAUUAUUUAGAGAACAAUGACGUACCAAACGUCAUUUCUUCUAGUGAAAUCACAGACGCUCUGGAGAGAUUCGCUUUGUGGGCUGGGAAUCUCGGAGCUUUGAGAGGACCUACAUCUAAGUUAUCACUAGAGUACCGACUCGCAGAAGCUCCAGAAAUUCGAAUUCAGAUCCAUCGUCAGCUUGACUAUCUCUUAGAAGCUAUUGAUGAUGUGGCCGCCCUUGUUCAGGAGAAACAGACAAACCACGACAUAAUGUAUGACGACAUGAAUAUGGAAUACUUUGAUGAGCCUGAUGAUCCAGAAGAAGGAUUAUCUGAAGAGAUUCGCAUGAAUAUCGAUCUGAUAUCUGAGUCACUGAAAGCGCUCUUUCGAAUUGCAGUGCUCAUAAGGAAAACGAACACCAACAACCGUUUUGAGCGGGCCAUUUAUGCCUCAAAAUUUACUUUUCCUCAUACUUUUGACGUUGAUUACGUUAGAGAGAAGUAUCCAAAACUCAAGACAGAAGAACAAUCUUGGCUCGCCGAGCGUCUGGGUAAGGCCAUUGCUAGACGCCGGCAAUUUAUCAAGUAUUGCAGAGAUCACAGGGCUCGUCUCGCUUUAGAUGACGAGAACAUCGAAGCUGAAAACGCUACAACCGUGGUACAGUCCAGUAAAGCAACCACUUUGAAGCUCGAAGAAAUACAAGCCGUGCCGAACUUCGCCGUCGACGAUUAUGAAGAUGACGUGGUUUCCAUCCUGUCAACAUCCACUACAACGGAUGGGCUCUCGACACUGGCACUUCCUCGUCUCCAAGAUCUCUCAAGAGAAGGUGAGGCGUUUGAAUGCCCUAUAUGCUUCACUCUGAGAUCUAUAAAGGGAGAGCGUUCAUGGCGUUUGCACGCUUUCCAUGACCUCAAACCUUACUCCUGCACAGUCGGAGGAGAGGAAUGUGAUUCGUUAACUUUCCAAGACCGAAACUCGUGGUUUCAACAUGAGCUUGAUUUUCGCACCGAGCGAUUUAAAAGACAUGUGGCGGCACAUCUAGAGCAGCUCGCAAUUUUUGCGAUCCCGCGUGCAACAGAAGAUGAUGGGGAGGACAAACGAAGCCUAGCCGACAGCUUAGGCUCUAACAUUACUGGCUUACCCGAAUCUGAGAUACAGGAGUCACUACCAACCCCUGGAGAAGGAUCGUUGGAGGAGAGAUCAACAAAUGACGAAGACUUAUUAAACGCUAAUGAGGGAAGAGAUGACGAUCCCUCAUCACCUGAGCAAUAUGCAAUGGGAUCUUCGGGAUCAUAUCUACCGGAGUUUGACCUCUCUGCCGGUAAUCUCAGGCCGCCCUUUCGGAGUGUGACGGAUGCUGUACAGAACCCUGACCUACCAAGUCUGUCGCAGCCGGGAAUUAUAGGGAUUCAUCCUCUGGAGCAUGUAGAAGAGGAAGACACCAUCCCUGAGGCUAAGUGGACAGGGCAGGAACAGAAUCCUUUUUAUGGUGAUGAAGUGUCUCAUAUGACUACUUGGGUGAGAGAAAAGCUACAAGCAUCUAACGAAGAAAGUGAGACAAGUAUGUUUAACUCCACGAAUCGCCGUGGCGAGACGCGAGGCUAA